AUCCGCUACAUUGAGGCAUGCGCUCCUUGUCACUGGUAGAAAGUCAGGUAUUAUUUGGCGCAAUCGUGGACGGGCUGCAACGUUUUCAGCAACGUGGAUGCUCGGGCUUCUAAACCGUGAUGUAAAGUGGACAAUUUACUGAGGACAUCCACAAAAUGAAGACACUAGUGUGCCAUGGGGUUAUCGGCAUUAUCGUUAUUACCAUGGGUACCAUUCUUAUGGUUGUGUACAACAACAGCUUCGCCGACACGUCAGAGUUUCACUCAGAGAAGCCCGGGAAAGCGCAAGCUAAACCACUAAGAGUCCUAUCAUCAACUCUAGAGGGCUACACUGGACUCAUCAAUCAACAGCCUCUGAGGAUGCACUGUAACUGCUGUGCCCUGGUGUCCAGCUCGGGCCAUCUUACCGGCAGUAACCGAGGGGACGAAAUUGACCGCACCGAAUGCGUCAUCCGCAUGAACAAUGCCCCGAACGGAAACAAUUUCAAACAGGAUGUGGGCUGGCGCACUAGCCUGCGCGUCAUCGCCCACUCCAGCGUGCAGAGGGUGCUGCAGAGACGGCAGGAGCUACUCAACGCCAACCAGGACUGUGUCUUCCUCUUCUGGGGACCCACCAGCUCCAUGCGGCGCGACGGCAAGGGCAGGGUCUUCAACAACCUGCGUCUGAUCAACCAGCUGCUUCCCAAGCUCAAGGUCUACGUCAUCUCCCCCCUCAAGAUGCUGGAGUUUGACGUGCUCUUCAAAAAUGAAACGGGAAAAGACAGGAAGACCUCUAACUCGUGGCUGACCACUGGCUGGUUCACCAUGGCCAUUGCCCUGGAACUCUGUGACAGGGUCAAUGUCUAUGGCAUGGUGGCUCCGGACUUCUGCAGUACUCCCUCUCAUCUCUCGGUGCCGUAUCAUUACUAUGAGCCCUCUGGCCCAGACGAGUGCUCCCUGUAUCUCUCCCACGAGCACAACCAGAGCGGCGGCCACCACCGCUUCAUCACGGAGAAAACAGUGUUCGCCAACUGGGCCCAGAAGUAUGACAUCCACUUCUACCAGCCAGACUGGAGCCCGUCCUCCACUCUCAAAGGAAGCAGCUCACACACACCUGCUCCAGCUGUCUCCUGAUACCAGACAGACAGUCAGACAGACAGACAGAAAGGUCCACAGGACCAGUGGCGACCCGUCAUUCACGGCAGGUGGGGAAGAGCCCCACCUGUUUUGAGCCCCACCU
Molecule: messenger RNA, 1218 nt
Organism: Salmo salar (Atlantic salmon)
Lineage: Eukaryota; Metazoa; Chordata; Actinopteri; Salmoniformes; Salmonidae
Product: alpha-N-acetylgalactosaminide alpha-2,6-sialyltransferase 5
Biological process (GO): oligosaccharide metabolic process; ganglioside biosynthetic process
Molecular function (GO): alpha-N-acetylgalactosaminide alpha-2,6-sialyltransferase activity
Source: RefSeq, a predicted model, not a curated record